This is a messenger RNA of Durio zibethinus, 1567 nucleotides long. RefSeq lists its product as uncharacterized. The record is from RefSeq and is a predicted model, not a curated record. NCBI's taxonomy places the organism in Eukaryota, Viridiplantae, Streptophyta, Magnoliopsida, Malvales, Malvaceae.
CCAACAGCCUUAGCUCGUCAAAAGUUCAAAUUUUCAAAAACCCCCCAAUAGAAGGCUCUGGAGUCCUUAGAAAUUCAAACCAAGCCCACCCUUAAAACCUAGCUCCCUUAAACCAUUUGCCUCAACUUUGUUCACCAAAUUCUCCCUCCUCUCCCCCCUGCGACUAUUUCCUCUCGUUCUCUCCCUCGCCUUGUCCAAAUUACAAAAAAAAAAAAGAAAAAAGAGUGAGAUACAGACAUAGGAAGAUAUGGGUACUUUAGUGGGGCAUGUUGCACCAGGUUUUGCCUUCUUUGCACUUGGUUUUUGGCAUCUCUUUAAUCACAUCAGGCUCCAUUUUCUCCAUCCAAAUUCCUACACAUCUUCUCCAUGGUUCCCCACAUCAAAAUUAAGGUACUUGGAGCUGUUCCUUAUCAUGGUAGGCUCCUCCAUCUCCAUCUCCAUGGAGCUCUUUAUUGGCCCUGAAAGCCACCAACCUUUUGAUCCUGAUGGAACUAUCCCAUCAAAUCAUCUCCAUAACUUUGAGCACUCUUCUAUAUCAACGACUUUCUUUAUUUAUGCAGCUUUUGCUAUACUCCUUGAUAAAAUUAGCCCCAAAGCUAAGUAUAGCCUAACACAGUUUCUUGGAGCAGUAGCCUUUGCCCAACAGCUACUCCUCUUCCACCUUCAUUCAGCUGAUCACAUGGGGGUUGAGGGUCAAUAUCACUUGCUUUUACAGAGUGCCAUUGUUGUUUCUUUAUUCACCACCCUCAUGGGAAUUGGGCUUCCUAAGAGUUUCAUAGUCAGCUUUAUUAGGUCUCUCAGUAUUUUGUAUCAAGGUGUGUGGCUCAUAGUCAUGGGGUACAUGCUCUGGACUCCAGAGUUGAUUCCCAAAGGAUGCUUCAUUCACUCUGAAGAAGGUCACCAGGUGGUUAGGUGUUCAAGCGAUGAGGCACUACACCGAGCUAAAUCAUUAGUAAAUAUUCAAUUUAGCUGGACCUUGAUAGCUAUUACCAUUUUUGCUAUGUCUUUCUAUUUGGUUUUGGUAAAAUUAUAUGGAGAACAUGCUGAGUAUUCCACAUUGACAAAGGAAGAAGACCUGGAACUGGAAGAAGAUUCUGAUGAUGUUGAAUCUCAGAAGGAGAGCAAACGUGGGGAGCCCACAAACUUUAUUCAAAUGGGAAAAGGAUAUGCAGUUAUGGACAUUGAAAGGUAGAUUAAAGACAAAUGAAAAAGGAAGAAUUAGAUGUGAAUUAGCUAUGUGUACAAUGUUAGUAUGGUGGAAAACCCACUUUGUUUUAAUUAAGCUUUGCAACUUAUCAAAAAACAAUAAGCUUUGCAAUAAUUUGGGGCUUAAUGACGGCAAAAUGUCUUGUGGUGGGAGGGAUGUCGACAAAAGUGUGUUGGUACAGAGAAAUGGGUCUGAUAUUGUUCGGUUUGACUUCAUGAGCUUUGGGGUUUGGGUGAUUUCAUUGUGAUUUGUGAUUUUAUGUAUUUUUUUUAUUAAAAAAAAAAGGCCAUAAUAUGAGAAUAGGAUAGAAUUUUAGGUAUUUAAAUUUGAACCCAAAUUUAUUGAAUGCCACCUCUUAAU